Monopterus albus (swamp eel) is the source of this 758-nucleotide messenger RNA. RefSeq names its product hemoglobin cathodic subunit beta-like. Lineage: Eukaryota; Metazoa; Chordata; Actinopteri; Synbranchiformes; Synbranchidae. The record is from RefSeq and is a predicted model, not a curated record. Gene Ontology annotation, molecular function: oxygen carrier activity; haptoglobin binding; oxygen binding. The annotation marks the transcript as partial. The transcript has 2 exons. Gene Ontology annotation, biological process: oxygen transport; hydrogen peroxide catabolic process. Gene Ontology annotation, cellular component: hemoglobin complex; haptoglobin-hemoglobin complex; blood microparticle.
UUGUCUGCUUUAUGGGUCGAUUUCGUUCAGGCUAUUGCAAAUGUACUAUCCAAAAAUAGCCAUGCCUUUCUCAUCAGCAGAGUUUUGAUCGUGUAUCCUUGGACCGAGCGGUAUUUCGGUACAUUUGGUGAUAUCUUCACCGUCACUGCUAUUUUGCAAAACAGCAAGGUAGCAGCUCAUGGUAAGGUGGUGCUAAAGGCAGUGGGCCAAGCAGUGGAGAACAUGGACAACAUUAAAGACACAUACGCUACUUUGAGCCGGUUGCAUUAUGAAAAACUCCACGUGGAUCCGGAUAACUUCAGAUUGUUGGCCGACUGCAUCACCAUAGCGGUGGCCUGUAAACUCAGGAGUGCGCUGGACCCUCAGGCCCAAGCUGUCUGGCAGAAGUUUCUGUCUGCUGUGGUCGAUGCUAUGAGCAGUCAGUACUACUAAAGAGAAAAAUAUACAAUUUGCUAGUUAAACCAUGUGUGUCUUUCUCCUUGUUCUGCAUGUCAUGCAACACAUCACCGAAGCAUUUAAAUAUAUCUUAAUAAACAGAGCAAUUGCUUCAAUCACAUGCUAUUCAUAUGUAGUGCAGUGGUGAGAAAUGUUUUUGCACAGCUUGAUAUUGGUAUAUUUCAGGAUUAAACUAGAGUUUAGGGCACUUGAAAUGGUCUUCUCUUUAUUUUUAUAGGCCUACCCCUCUUAGAAGAUUGUCACAAAUAAACCUUACAAGCUUCAAUCGUUUUUAAAAACUCCCCAUUCAUGUAAAUAAAUGC